GCACUGGGAAACGAAAAGCGUGGCUGUGGAAGAGGCGACAGUCUUCCUGAACCCAGAAAGAAAGUGGAGAGGUUUUUAUCGAGGGAUGCAGUGAUUUUGGCCCGCGGCGACAAAGAUGCGGAGACGACUUUUGGCCGAUCGCGGUAAGCUGGAUCGGCUGCCGAUCAAGAAGCAAAGGGUCGCCGAGACCGUGCAAUCCAGUUUGUUUUUCAUCUGUAAAGUUGUUUUCAUAUUCAUUAUUGGAUGGCUGGCUAUCCUGCUCCUGGACUCAAUGGCCGAUUUUCGGUUUGAGUUUCUCUACCCAGCGUUCAUGUUUCUCAAGAACUGUUUUGAUUCCUAUCGCUACCAAGGAUUGAUUUUUGCUCUCUUAGUCUUUUGUCUGGUGGUCUAUCUGGACCUCCUUUGCUGGACCGUCCUAGCCAGUCCCUGGCUGUUCCUGGGGGCUUCUUCGUGCGUCUGGCUGGAGAUUAUCAGAAGCAGCGACCACAGUUUCAGUUAUUCGGCGUUGACUCUCUGGAUGCUGUUUCUCUAUGUCGAGGUCUCCUUCAGACUAGAAAAGCUUCCCGGACAGCUGCUUAAUUUCUCCAGACCAUUUGCCGCUCACUGUAUUGGAUAUCCUGUCGUUACAAUGAGUUUCCUGAUCAAGCACCAGAUAAUGCACGUAAUUCGCCAGAGACAGCAGAAGAAGAUUGCGGAAGAAAACGCAGUCUAUUUCGCAAUCCUCCAAAAAGCCUUGCCCCAGGAACCCUCCCGGACAGCCGAAAACAACGACAAAGAUCACAAGAACGGAACGGAAGACUCUGUUGUUAUGAUGUCAUCGACAACAACCGUCCAAUCGGAUCGCGAGGGGCGGCCCAAAGCGUCUCCAAAGACAAAUCAUGGAGGAGGAGGAGGGAAGACGUCGAAUCGAGAGAGAAUGGGCAGCUCCAGUGGAGGGAGGCAUGGGAAGUCGGGAAACUCUCGGACCGCAGACCGUUCCAAUACGUGCAGAUCUCAGACCCAGCCGGCGGGCAACGAGCAGUCGCAGCAGGCAACGGCACAUGGUUCAGGAGGAACAGCAGCCGCGGCGAACGGCGACGUCCUGCGACCCUCGUCUGCGGGGAAGGUCCACGUGGUUGGCGGGAAGAAGCAGCUGGCCGUGAAGGCCGUCCCGCGUAGCAACCAACCUCCUCAGACACCGGGUGCUCCUGCUGGUCCGGUUGCUAAUGGUACUACCCCGCUGGACACCGUGAAGGACAAGAUGAAGGUGGCCCUGGACAUGUUACAGAACGAACUACGCUCGGAGCGAACUCUGCGACAGGUGGCCGAGGCUUCUGCCAGCAAAAUGGAGCUGGAGGUCAAGAAACUAAAGGCGGACCUCCAGGUUCGUAAUCCUGCCUCGAGUAUCUAUAUACUACACAUACUAUUAGUAACCCUUAAUCAGAAUCCAAUUUUCGCACAGAGAAAAGAUUCCCGGACUUUUUUAAAAGGGUGCACUACACGACAUCUUGGUACAGCUCGUGUUUCCCGUGAAGAAAGAAGAAAAGAGAAGUGAAAGCCCAGUCUAUGCAAACAUUUUAGCAGGCCGUUCAAUUUUUGGUCUUCCAGACCCAAAACCUUUACCUGAGGUGUGCCUCUUUUCCUUGAGAGGGGUUCCACUGUAAUAUAGCAGGUCCCUUAAAACCCCCAACUAAAUUCUCAUUGUGUGAUCCCCCCUCUAAAUCUCUCUCUCUCCCUGACAGGCGAGUUGUCUGCAGGAAGAGGAGACGGCCACGAGAGUUGACGAGCUGCAGACGAAAGAGAAGACCCAGCGAAUGGAGCUCCAUAGGUUCAAGACUGAGAGUGAGAACCUGCAGCUCAAGUUGUUAAGGUUGAGCUCGGGGAAGAAUCACGACCAGGCGUCCAUAGCCGUGCUGGAGAAGAAACUAAAGGAGGAGGAAGGAGGGAGACAGCGAGUGGAGCGAGAGCUUCGCGAACACCUCGACCACAUUCAGAACCUGCGCAGCGAAGAGGAGGUCAUCCAGCUGAAGGAGAUGCUGACGUGUAAGGAGCGCGAACUGGACUCGAUUCGGAAAGAGCUGCACAUGAAACGCAGGCAGAUCGACCGACUCCAACAGGACAUGAAUGUAUGUCACAUGUCACUACAGGCCGCCGAGAAAGACCGCGCGCAGCUCCAGAAUUCGCUGAGCGAAGAAUCCGGCAUGAAGAUGCGACUGUUGAAGGCGCUGAGCGAGCUGACCCACCGGAACCGGCUGUACAUGGAGGAGCUUCAACGGAAGAACCAGGAGGUGGAUCACCUGAGGCAGAGACUGGCGGAGAUAAUGGCGAUAGUUCCGACUAUACCAGCACCUAUACACCCUCCAACUGCAUCCACUAGCGCUAACAACGGAGGGUUCCAGCCGACUACCAUGACCCCGUUUGCCACGACAACGACCUCUUCCGUGUUCACGAUGCCAGAAGGCAUGUCCACGUACCAUCCACCGCAGUCACCUGUUGCCAUGUCCAUGUCGACAGCUGCAGCCUCCUCCGCCCAGCAACAAUUCCUGACCUCUCCCGGCAACCAGCAACCUUAAAAAAAGCGGAAAAACUCUUUUUUCAGAUGUUAGCAAGGAGCAACCUUAGUUCAUUGUUGUCACAACAUGCUCAAUGAUAAGCUCUAAAAUUUUUCUUUUUGAAAAAAUUAUGAGCCAAAAAAUGUGAUGAUACGUGAUGCUG
Geodia barretti is the source of this 2694-nucleotide messenger RNA. The record is from the annotation of a GenBank genome assembly. Lineage: Eukaryota; Metazoa; Porifera; Demospongiae; Tetractinellida; Geodiidae.